This is a messenger RNA of Solanum tuberosum (potato), 1087 nucleotides long. RefSeq lists its product as uncharacterized. The record is from RefSeq and is a predicted model, not a curated record. Lineage: Eukaryota; Viridiplantae; Streptophyta; Magnoliopsida; Solanales; Solanaceae. The transcript has 4 exons. Bases 1 to 1083 code for a protein of 360 amino acids. Gene Ontology annotation, molecular function: nucleic acid binding; zinc ion binding.
AUGGAGGAUCAAUCUCGUGGUCCUGUUUGGGAAGAUAUCACAGUGAUGAGCAUAUGGCAAAACAUGAAGCAGCUGAGACCAAACAGACGAAGCAGAAACUUUGUGUAUGCUAAAGAAUCACUGAAUAACCUGAAAUUGAAGCUGGCAUACUUUGUUAAGAGUUUGAAGGAAAAUCCAAUUAUAAUUGAGAAGAAAACGAAAGGACUGCAGGUCAGGGAAUUGGUAGUUCCAGCAGAUGCUGAAGAGAUAAAACUUCCAGAGGUUGCUUCUUCAGAGAAAGUUCAGACAGAGUGGACUUGUGCAUUAUGCGAAAUGACAACCACCUCGGAGCAGAACAUGAAGUCCCAUCUUAACGGAAGGAAACAUAAAGCUAAGUAUGAAGGGCUGAAAACUUGCGAACAAACGUCCAAAAGCGAUGGAAGUUUACCAGUUCCAACAAAGUCAAAUCAGCUUAAUCUGGAGCAAGUAAAACAUGCAUCUGCAGCACAACCACAGCACAGUGCUAAUGAAGCAGUUGAGCCUAAACAGGUUAAAAGUGUGAAGGAACAUCCAAUUCAGAUUGAGAAGAAAACAACAGGUGUGCAGAUCAAGGAUACUGCAUUUCCAGCAGAUGCCAAGGAGAUUAAACUCCCAGAAAUCAAUCCUCUAAAGAAUGUUCAGACAGAGUGGACUUGUGCGGUAUGUCAAGUGACAACCACCUCAAAGCAUGACUUGAAGUGCCAUCUUCUAGGGACGAGACAUAGGAUAAAGUGUGAAGAGCUGAAGAGAACGGCCAAAACUGAAAGAAACCCACCUUCUACUUCAAAUAUACCAGAGCUUAAGCAGAAGCAAGUAAAACAUGCACUUGCAGCACAAAACAAGAACAGCACUAAUAAAAAACCUAAAGAAAAUGUCCAACUGAGAGCUACUACCGGGCAACAUCAAAGGCAGACACAAGUUAAGAAUGCUGGUGGUGCUACUCAUAAUUCUAAGCUGUGGUGUAGUUUUUGUGACAUUAGGUGCCCUGAUGAGAUUGCUAUGGCUGCACAUCUUAACGGUAAGAAGCACUUGGCAAAACUUCAAGAAAGAAUGAAUUUUUACUAGUGGC